Molecule: messenger RNA, 2862 nt
Organism: Carassius auratus (goldfish)
Lineage: Eukaryota; Metazoa; Chordata; Actinopteri; Cypriniformes; Cyprinidae
Product: atypical kinase COQ8A, mitochondrial-like
Exons: 15
Coding region: 133-2004 (623 amino acids)
Biological process (GO): ubiquinone biosynthetic process
Source: RefSeq, a predicted model, not a curated record
CUCUGUCAAGAACACUUGAGAAGGGUAAACAGCUCUCGUCUCUUGGACGCAGAUCCAGCGCACAAAGAGAGCUGGACAGUGAGCACAGCCACAUAUUUGCUUAUUCUGGGGUAGGUGUAAAGAGGAACCAUCAUGGCAGGCGACAUGUUGUUGCUGAUGAGAGGCCUAGCCAAGCUCAGCCAGGCCGUGAUUGAGACCCAGGCAGGCUCUCUGCGUAGCAGUGGGUUCCAAGCUGUAAGCCAGAGCAUGCAAAUGACAGCUGAACAGGGCAUGAGUGUGGCCAUGCAGAAGAUCCAGGAGUUCACAGGGGGCCAGCAGAGUGUUUCUGAUUUCAACACAGACGUGGACUCCAAGUAUGAUUUCACAGCUUCAGAGGAGGACUUUGAAAACAAAGCACAUGGAGGUUUGAACAGUGAUUCAGUUUUCAGGGACGCUAACACAGGUGCUACGCACACAUACAACCAGCCCUCAGGAAAGUCAAAGCUGUUCGAAGGUUACAAGGACCCUACAAGCCAGUUCACCGGACAAACACGAUCCUAUCACCAGGAUCACUCUUCUGUGGGAGGCAUCACAGCUGAGGACAUUGAAAAAGCCAGGGAGGCAAAGCAAAACGGCUCCAAACCACACAAACAAAUGCUUAGUGAAAGAGCAAGAGAGCGGAAGGUACCGGUCACAAGGCUUGGGAGACUAGCGAAUUUUGGAGGUCUUGCUUUGGGUUUGGGUAUUGGAGCUUUGGCAGAAGUGGCAAAGAAAACCCUGAGAUCAGAGGAGAAGAAUGGUGAAAAGAAGGCAGUUUUGGACAACAGCCCCUUCCUUUCGGAGGCCAAUGCGGAGCGUAUCGUCAGGACUUUGUGUAAAGUGCGUGGCGCGGCCCUCAAGCUUGGCCAAAUGCUCAGUAUACAGGAUGAUGCAUUCAUCAACCCACAGCUGGCCAAGAUCUUCGAACGUGUGCGUCAGAGUGCUGACUUCAUGCCUAUCAAACAGAUGAUGAAAGCCUUGAACAAUGACCUGGGACCGAACUGGAGGGAGAAACUAGAUCUUUUUGAGGAAAGACCCUUUGCUGCCGCCUCCAUUGGUCAGGUGCAUCUGGCCAGGAUGAAAGACGGUCGAGAAGUCGCCAUGAAAAUCCAGUACCCUGGAGUCGCACAGAGCAUCAACAGUGACGUGAAUAACCUGAUGACUGUCCUGAACAUGAGCAACGCUCUUCCUGAAGGGCUGUUCCCGGAUCAUUUGAUAGAUGUGAUGCGACGUGAGCUGGCACUGGAGUGUGAUUACAUAAGGGAAGCCAAGUGUGCUCGGAAAUUCAAGGAACUCCUAAAGGAUCAUCCCUUCUUCUACGUGCCAGAGGUAAUCGACGAACUCAGCAGCCAGCACGUCCUCACCACCGAACUGGUGCCUGGAUUUCCCUUGGAUCAGGCUGAUGGACUUUCACAAGAAUUGAAAAAUGAGAUCUGCGAGAACAUCCUCUGCCUUUGUCUGAGGGAGCUGUUUGAGUUCAGAUACAUGCAGACAGAUCCUAACUGGUCCAAUUUCUUUUAUGAUCCACAAACCCACAGGGUUGCUUUGCUGGACUUCGGUGCAACACGAGGGUUUGAUGAGAGUUUCACUGACGUUUAUAUUGAGAUCAUCAAGGCUGCAGCAGAUGGCGAUCGGGAAGGAGUGCUGAAGCGAUCCAUAGAUAUGAAGUUCUUGACUGGUUAUGAGUCGAAGACCAUGCUGAACGCCCAUGUGGAUGCAGUGAUGAUCCUGGGUGAGGCUUUUGCCUCCGAAGAGCCGUUUGACUUUGGAUUGCAGAGCACCACGGAGCGCAUCCACAACCUCAUCCCCGUCAUGCUGAAACAGCGCCUCAUCCCUCCACCCGAAGAAACCUACUCCCUGCACCGCAAAAUGGGUGGCUCCUUCCUCAUCUGCUCCCGCCUGAAGGCUAAGCUAUGCUGUAAAAACAUGUUUAAAGAGGCCUACAGCAAUUACUGGAGCAAUAAGAAGAAAGGUCCAAGCCAGUGACACACAGAGCUUUUCAAACGAGAAACUUGGAUAAGCAGAAAAUGCUCUGGCCAGUCGCUCGAAUGUAAAUGAAUGGCACUUUUGUCCCAACUGACUCAACCGUACCAUCAUACAUGUUUUUGGCUUUUGUUUUUCCCUUUUGAGUGUGUUAAUGGGAAAUAAUGUCCAUGAUUAUCCAAAGUCGUGUGGUGCAAAGAAAGCUAUUCAAACGAAUGUAUCUGUGUGCCUACGGAAAUUCCUAGAACCGGGAAAGCUGGUUACUCAUCAGGCGUGACGAUUGGCUGUAGAACAUUUCAGAACCAAGCCAACAGUUUUUUUUUCCAGGAUGCCGGACUACGCUCGUGAGGACCGUCUCCCUAAAUCAGUGUAUUAACUCUGAUACGUUUAUCAUUUGAGAAAGCAUUACAAUGUUUAUUUUUCUUAUUUCGGUUUGUGAUUUGUGAAUAUUUGCGCACAAUAUUGGCCAAAGUAUGAUAAAGGGAAGUUCCUGAAAGAAAAGCGCAGGCUUUGAUGCACCUGCUGCUGUCACAUAUGUGUUAUCAGUGUAGGUUGCCUACAAGCUCGCUUGUUUUAGCUUGUAAAACCACCACAACUACUUUGUCAUAGUGCAUUUUAAAAAGCUAGGAUAUUAAUGAUGGGAUGAGGUAUCACACUAUCACUGAUGUGUGAGAUGUACAUGAAUUUAAAUGUGCCUACAUGAAGGUGAGAGCUUGAAAGCAUUAUGGUUUGAUAUCAGAGCAUUGAUGAAAAAGGUGUUUUUUUUCUAAUGUUCCUGCUAUUGGCUUUCUUACUAAAAAUUGUGAUAAAAUUGUCUGAAUAUAUUAAAUUUUUGGAAUCAACACACUCGUUUUAAAUGUU